AUGGCCUCAACUAACAAUGUAACCGGCGCGGAGGCGAAAGCAACUGAAAUACUAAAGAUCAUCGAAAAGUACGGCCUGAACUACGAGCGGACUGGAGUUUGGGAUGGGUUCGAGACGUUCCUCCCCGUUGUUGCGAGCCAGGUAGAGCGCAAGGAACCGAUUCGCAUGCUACUUCCUGGGUUUCCUUUCAAGUCGCCAAAUACGAAAGACAAGGUGCUGGGUGUCUUGCCGGAUUUAGGCGAGGAGCUUGCGCUGAAGCAUCUCGAUGGGCUGUGCGAGAAGAUUAAAGCGAUAUACGAGUAUGGCGCGGAAUGCCACAUCACUUCGGAUGGCCUCGUUUACAAUGAUCUGCUUGGUGUGACUGAUGAAACCGUGUGGAACUUCGGGCAGGGCGUGCGACAAAUCGCUGUAGCCAACAACCUCCAAAAUCUCAGCUUCUUGCGACUGUGGGAUCUGCUCGACUAUCCCGGAGACUUUCAGUCAAGAGAGUACUACUUCGAGCAUGCAGCAAAUAUCCGAAAAGAGCUCAAGCAACGUUAUGGAGAUCCCAAAUUCGAGGCGGAUAUGGCCAACACGUCCACCAGCGACAUGCAGAUGACGCAUACCAAGUAUCUCGAGUUUUUGAAGCAGGAUCUGGCUUUCAAUGAUAAGCACAACGCACUAUCGCCAGAAGAUCAGGCUGCGAAUAUCGCCAACACGGCAAAAGAGAUGAUGGGUCGCUGGAAGGCGUUUUCCGCCGCGCUGGCAGCCGUACCUACACAAUACGUCCGUCUGUCAAUUCACGAUUCGGGGGGUAAAGAUAAGCUGUCCAUGGCGGUCAUUCCGCAGCAAGAGAAAGGUGCUUUGGGCGCGACGCCAUGGCACUCGACGCUUGUGAUCGAGGCAGAUGGAACAUUGCGUACGGUGCAACGGUGCAAGGUCGACGAAGGAAGCUAUCAGCUCGUUCAUCGCGAUGGCCGACCGUACUGUUUCCGCGCAAAGUUGGAAGCCGAAGAAGAUUCGAACAAGACUUUUGAACAGCUGUAUCCUCAUGGUCUCACCAUCCGAGAUCGCAAGGCGGUUACCCCUUGA
Molecule: messenger RNA, 1071 nt
Organism: Alternaria atra
Lineage: Eukaryota; Fungi; Ascomycota; Dothideomycetes; Pleosporales; Pleosporaceae
Exons: 2
Coding region: 1-1071 (356 amino acids)
Source: RefSeq, a predicted model, not a curated record